Molecule: messenger RNA, 4472 nt
Organism: Scophthalmus maximus (turbot)
Lineage: Eukaryota; Metazoa; Chordata; Actinopteri; Pleuronectiformes; Scophthalmidae
Product: zinc finger protein 93
Exons: 6
Coding region: 1477-3882 (801 amino acids)
Biological process (GO): regulation of transcription by RNA polymerase II
Cellular component (GO): nucleus
Molecular function (GO): DNA-binding transcription factor activity, RNA polymerase II-specific; RNA polymerase II transcription regulatory region sequence-specific DNA binding
Source: RefSeq, a predicted model, not a curated record
UAAACAUCGCAGAACUUAAGAGUUGCAGAUUACUCAAUCAGUGGCUGCUGUUGUGUGCAGAUGGCUGAUCAGAGUCAAUAGUCGCAGUACGAAGAAUACUCAAUUGUUAGUCAGAUGUGAUUUUGAGCGUGUGGCCUAAGCCGAAAUGCAUCAGUCUAACAAUAAAGUUCUUCUAUACAAUGCAAGUGUUGCUGGAGUUUUGACCUCUUUAAAUGUUUUCCCCCGUCUCCAUGGAAAGUAGGUGAAGUUGUGCCUCAAAACGUCCACUCUGCUAUGAGUAAAUAAUUGAAACUUGUUUGGCGCAGACCUUCAGGCAGAACAUACCAUGAAAAUCAACUGCGGCUGUGAUUAAGGCUGCAGCUAAAGAUAAAAAAAAAUUCCGAUUAACCUAAUAACCAUAUUUUUCUGUUUGGCCGAUUCAUCCUUGGGUAACAUACCAAUAAAUAAUAACAAUAACUUCCAUUCAUCUUUUUAACCUUUACUCCAAGCAUUUUCUCAUUAUACUUACAAGUAGAAAUUUCAAACUAAACUUUGAGAAAAAUACAAUGCCAAGAAUGGGGGAAAAAAGGCUUUUUAGGGGAUGUAUUAGGAAUUAAAAUGUGACAAAUAUGAACACAAAAUCAAAUGUGACAUAUUUUAAAAAGAAAUCUAUGAAUGACGGAACCAUUUCAAACUAGAUACUGCCUCAGUCCUUUUCGCACGCCUCUGCUUGAAAAUGACAUGGUCAAAAUGAAAAGAGUAUAUCUCUGCAACUACAGGGACUGUGUGAAUCAGAAAUACAGGUCAAGUCAGGAAAUACAGCAUAAAUAAAAAUAAAUUUUUCGCACCCAAAAAUAAAAUAUACAAAAUAUAUUUAGAGUGAAUAUUCUCUAAGUAAUAAUGCGGAUGAAGAAACAAAAAAAAACUUCCAUACACAAUCCAUAGCACGGUAUCUAAACAUUAUCUGUGCCCUAUUCCUGCGCAUAAAGUGAAGCAGGCUUUAGUGUGGACACAGUCGGAUCAAAGCACAGCUCAUCGUGAUGAAACAUCAAAGGUAAAACGUGGUGACAGUUGGUUGUUGAAUGAUCAGAAAUGCACUGUUGUAAUCGGUGGACUCCGAGCUUUCUUAUGAUAAGUAACUUGUGUUGUUAGCAUUGGGUUUCUAUUUUUUUUAAAUCCUCGGAAGAUCUGGUCCCAGCAGGGGAGAUUUGCGGUCACUUUCUCCAGGACCGAAGUGUUGUCUCGCUCCGGGGCUAACCCCGCUACAGUAAAUAACACCCAGAAACUUCUCCUUCCUCUUGAGAUGCUUCAGCAUUUAGGAACAGCCUGCACUGCAAAUUCACUGCUGCAGCCAACUCCGUUUCUCCGGACCUCCCCGUGCUCACAGCCACUCGCUUUGGUGCUCAUGUAACACAAGCUUUUUCGCAGCUCAUCCUGGAGUUAUGUCGCUCUGAGGAGACUGCUGACCUCCAGAUUAUUCAGCCUCAUCUCGACCGAAUGCAGAACCUCAGAUCUCUGUGGAAUUUUGAGACCGAUAAUGCAGAGCAAGAUGUGACAGACUCCCAUUUCAUGGGCCUCGUUCGAAAUCUGCUUCAAGAUCCUGAAGAGAGAAGAAACUUUUUCCAGGAUGUUUUCCCAGGAGACUUCGGCCCCACAUAUGAUAAAGCAAUCCAGACACUGAUGUGGCUGUUUCUGUCCAGACUUGAAAAGCUUCUUCCCUCUCAAACUCUCCAACAGAUCGCGUCUCUGCUCAACAACGCCUCGUCUGUUCUGACUGAAUGCAUGGAGACUUUUGCUCAACCUCCGGAGCUCAAAACACUGUUGGACUCUCACAAAGACCUCAGUCAGUUAGAGGAUAUUGAAUCUUACAUUGUCGACAGUGGCAUCUUGUCGGCUCUGUGUCUCCCUCCUGUGGAACGAGUCGUGAUCGUCAAUGAACAAGCGGAAGCGGAUGCGGGGAGCGGGCUCGUCUACACAGUUUGCACAGAGAUGGAGGUGGAAUCGGAGAACAAAGAGGUGUACAUGGAGGGAACUGGGAACUCAGAGGCAUGUGCGCAAACCCAGUGGUUUGGUGUCAGCGGUGAGGUGAAGGCAGAAAUGGGCACCGUGGAAGGUGCGGCGGCCAGCGAGAGUGAAAUGGCUGACGACCACCAUGACAAUCAGCGUGGAACACUGAUGAUCGGGGAGGACGGCCAGGUGACCGUGCUAGACGGCGCCGAGAAAAAGCCGAACAGACGCGGGAGGAAAAAGAAGAGGCCCGCAGAUGAAGACUUCGAGGUAAAAGGCAGAACAAGGGGUAAACAAGAAGACCCUGCAUUAAAUGUUUCUUGGGACAGACCAGUGCGAAAGAACCGUGGGCUCAAGAUGAAAGGCUACCUGUCCCAGUGGAGAAAAACAGGAAAGACACAGGGCAGUAACAGUGCCCCGAAAAAGUUUGCCAGAACCCGGGGUUCAAGCAAAAGCAUUGAUUUAGACGAGAGAACGUGCAAAGUGUGCGGCAAGCUGGCAAGCAGUGUCAAGUUCUUGGAGCGACACAUGAAUCAACAGCACUCCGAGGAGCUCCAGUUAUCUUGUCCUACGUGCAAGAGGUUCUAUAAGAGCUUGCGUUACUUGCAGCAACACCGAUGUCCAAGCGCGUCGAAAGCAAAGUCUGGCAGAAAGGCAAAGGAACCAGAGACUGUCGCAGGUGAAGGCGAGCAAUCGUCCAGUGGGAUCCCUUGUGAGGAAACCAAUGAGGAACAUCCGCCAGAUGACCAGGACCCGGAUUUUGCCCCCUCCGCAGAGGGGCAGUCUUCCAAAGAAUCGGGACAGAAGAGCCCAGAGGAAAACAAGUCGCUGCUAGAAGGUCCGUUCUACUGUCCUCACUGCAGCGUCGAGUUCAAGUGCAAACAAACGUUUAGGUUCCACUUGAGAAACAUUUGCUACACCGAGCAGCAGGUGGAUCCCGAGAAGCCCGACGACGUCAAACACUGUUUCAGGUGCGACGAGUGCGACAAAGCUUUCAAAUACAAAUCAACGUUGGAGUCCCACAAACAGACUCACAACCCGCUCUACUGCGAGGUGUGUACAAAACUGGUACGUGACCCAGAGGCACUGGCGAUGCACAAGGAAUCUCACACGCCCUUUCAGUGUAACCAGUGCGAGGAGAACUUCCCCGUGUUCAAGUCCCUCCACAAGCACUACAUCGAUGUCCACAACCCCACCGAGCCGUUCACCUGCACCCACUGUCAGACCACUUUUGCAAGUUUGAAGCGUUUCAUCAGGCACGAGUGGAAACACACAGGCUACCAGCCGUUUCAGUGCCCUCAUUGCAGCAAGCGAUUCCGGUCCUACUCAGACCUCGUGGAGCACCAGAAGAAGCACACCAAGGCCUAUCCAUUCCUCUGCUGGGAGUGCGGCAAGAAAUUCAGGCACGGCGUGACACUGACGAGGCACGUGGAGCGCGUGCACCACUCUGGCGAGCCCAUAACGGAGAAGCCCCUGCCCACCUUCACCUGCGCCCAGUGCGGCAAGACCUUCACUUCCAGAAGAUGCCUCCUGAAACACGACAAUUUCCAUCACAAAGGGCUGCGUUUCCCGUGCGAGCACUGCGGGAAGGGGUUCUUUGGCAAGGACGCGUUGGUGAGGCACACGCUGAUUCACACAGGCGAGCGGCCUUUUAAGUGCGAGGACUGCGAUAAGUCCUUCAGGUCCGCGGCAGAGUUGAAGAUACAUAGGCGAUACCACACCGGGGAGAGACCGUUUAAGUGCAACAUCUGUGAAAAGGGAUUUGUCCAGUCCUGCUUUCUCACCUUACACAUGCGAACCCACACGGGCGAGCGACCGUACGUCUGUGCAGUGUGCAGCAAGGGCUUUUCAAGCUUGCAUGGCCUUAAAAGACACAGGAGGCUUGUUCAUGCAUAGAUGUUACAGUAAUACAAAGUCCCAAAGUGGAUGUUCUGCUUAAUUUUCCCUUAUUGAAGGUCAGAGGUCACCAUCAGCUGAAAACCAGAACUUGAGGAAGUGUUGAGGAGGUGACCUAUUGCUCAAGGACACUUGCUGUUGUGUUGACUGACGUGGAACUUUUGAAUCCAGGUUUUCAAGUUUUGAGGGACUGUUUCCUUAAAGAGGCAGUAAGCGAUUUUAGUCCGAUACACUUUGUAAAAAAAAAAAAAGUGAAUACUUCCUCACGGUCGCUAGCUGUUGGUUCUGGUUUUCGCCUCAGUUCUGGCUCUGUAAAUCGUAAAAACAAAAGCGGCCCGCUCAGUGCUGUUAAAUCCUCAGCAACGACGAAAUUGCUUACUGCCCCUUUAACAUAUCAGCCACAUUGCUCUCUGUGGCUGUCACAGCCUGGAUUGUUAGGAACUGCGUUAUUGUAUAGUGCAUUAUAAAAAUGUAACUUUGUAUUUUUUACAGACAAAUUUGCUGUAGCUCUACAUAAGAUUUGUAUGUAUAAAUGACAUGAAUCUAAAUUCCUUUGGGGAUUGACUUUCUUGAAUAAAUUGUAUGUUUGA